Messenger RNA from Aspergillus ibericus CBS 121593, 1118 nucleotides. RefSeq names its product histone H1/H5 family protein. Gene Ontology annotation, molecular function: nucleosomal DNA binding; double-stranded DNA binding; structural constituent of chromatin. The transcript has 7 exons. Gene Ontology annotation, cellular component: nucleosome; nucleus. Bases 14 to 634 code for a protein of 206 amino acids. Gene Ontology annotation, biological process: nucleosome assembly; chromosome condensation; negative regulation of DNA recombination. Lineage: Eukaryota; Fungi; Ascomycota; Eurotiomycetes; Eurotiales; Aspergillaceae. The record is from RefSeq and is a predicted model, not a curated record.
CCCCUAUUCCACAAUGCCUCCCAAGAAGACCACCACCACCUCGACCAAGAAGGCCGGCUCGAGCCACGCCUCCUACCGUGAUAUGAUCAAGGAUGCUAUCCUGAAUCUGAAAGAGCGCAAUGGCAGCAGCCGUCAGUCCAUCAAAAAGUAUGUUCAGGCGAACAACAAGAUUGCUUCCGCCUCCACGAACGCCUUCGACAGCCAGUUCAACAAGGCCAUCAAGGCCGGUGUUGAGAAGGGCGAGUUCGUCCAGCCCAAGGGCCCAUCCGGACCCGUGAAGCUUGCCAAGAAGGAGACCACUCCCAAGCCUGCUGCUGCUAAGAAGACUUCUACCACCAAGGCUGCUGCCCCUAAGAAGACUGCUGCUAAGAAGGCCGAGAAGGCCGAGAAGACCGAAAAGACCGAGAAGCCCAAGGCUAAGAAGGCCACCACCGCCGCGAAGGGCGCCACCACUGCUAAGAAGCCUGUUGGCAGACCCAAAGCUAACACCGCCAAGCCCCGCAAGGCCUCCACCACUGCCCCCGCCGUUGUCGAUAAGCCCAAGGUUCUCGGCACGACCAAGUCUGGCCGUGUGACCAAGACGACGGCUAAGCCUGCAGAAAAGGCCACCAAGAAGACCGCGAAGAAGGCUUAAAGCUCUCCGCGAUCAUGUGAUUACGGUUCUUCCUAGUCGGCGAUGUGUGCCCAUGGUAAUAUCUCCUGGGCCAUAUUCCUUUCUCACUUCUGUUGUAAUUUUUUUGCACCUUGGCCACUUUUCUUCUUUUGAUCAAUGGGGGAACUGCUUCUGGGAUAUGCCGUGGAUCGUUUACUAUUUUGUUUUCACUCAGUGUCGGUUGGGUUGGCGUCUUGCGAUGGAUCUUGCAACGGGAUAUGUCAUUUUUUUGCUUGCCUGUCAUGUUUGGGGCACCCGUCUAAGGGCAGGUGUAAUGUUAUGCAAUGAAACUGCUUGUCCUCUUUUCCACUGAGCUCGCGGAUGAGAUGCCGUGUUGCCGAUACGAAGACGGGUCGGUCGAGGCAUCAUCUAUGCAUGGUCUAUUAGUUAGGCCGUGAGCGCGAGACCAGUACUAAGCCGCCGUGCUAGGGUAGGGUCUGAAUGGCGCCUAGUGAUGCGCAGAGAU